AUGGUUUCAUUUUCAUUUCUUCCUCAUUUAUUUUCCAUUUUUCUCUCUUUUUCCAUUUUUCCUCUUUUAUUUUCAUUUUUCUCUCACUUUCUUUAUUUUUCCAUUUUUUACUUCUUUCUCUCUUUUACUUCCCAUUUCUGUCUCUCUUUUAUUUCCCAUUUCUUUCUCUCUUUUUUCUUUCUCUCUUUUUUUCCCAUUUUUUCAUUUUUCUCUCUUUUUUUUCUAUUUUAUUUUCAGUUUCUCUCUUUUUUUUUCUUUCUUUUUAUUUCCCAUUUCUGUCUCUCUUUUAUUUUCCAUUUCUGUUUCUCUUUUAUUUCCCAUUUUUUCUUUUUUAUUUUUUUCUCUAUUUUAUUUCUCAUUUCUGUCUCUCUUUUAUUAUCCAUAACUUCAUUUCUGUUCAGAUCUAUCUAUCUAUCUAUCUAUCUAUCUAUCUAUCUAUCUAUCUAUCUAUCUAUCUACUUCCUCGUUAUUUCUAGCUCGCUCAGCUUAUUUCAAUUUCUAUCAAUCUAUUUAUCUAUGUUUGUUCAUUAUCUAUCUAUCUAUCUAUCUAUCUAUCUAUCUAUCUAUCUAUCUAUCUCAGUUUGUUCACAUCUAUCUCUCUGUAUGUCUGUCUAUCUAUCUAUCUAUCUUCAUUAUCUAUCUAUCGAUCGAUCUACUAAGAGAGAAAGAGAAAUUGUCAAAAAAAGAGUGUGA
This is a messenger RNA of Acanthosepion pharaonis, 693 nucleotides long. The record is from the annotation of a GenBank genome assembly. NCBI's taxonomy places the organism in Eukaryota, Metazoa, Mollusca, Cephalopoda, Sepiida, Sepiidae.